CCAAUCACUUUUGACCACCUGGAUUACUCCAGAAGUGUUCGAAAUGCAGGAUGGACUACCUUGAUAUUGGAUCCUACAAUCGACGGACUACAAUUUACACAAGUCCUGAUGGACGGAGGCAGCGAUUUGAACCUGCUAUAUCCAAACACAAUCCGCAAGUUGGGGAUAGACCUUACUAAAAUUCGACAUAGCCGCACUUCCUUUAAAGGAGUGACGCCAUGCCCUUACGCCAAGUGCACAGGCUCCUUAUUACUAGAAGUUGUGUUUGGGUCACCGAACAACUUCCGACGUGAAAGACUAAUCUUUCAUGUUGCCCCAUUCGAAAGUAGCUAUCAAGCACUAUUGGGACGUGAAGCUUUUGUCCGCUUCAACGCCAUACCACAUUACGCGUCUCUUACACUUAAAAUGCCCGGUCCACGUGGCAUCAUUUCAUUACGAGGGUCAUAUAAAAGACCCCGGACACGGCUAGACGAGUCCGGCAUAAAUAAGCUAGGGGCUCCCUAG
This is a messenger RNA of Triticum aestivum (bread wheat), 504 nucleotides long. RefSeq lists its product as uncharacterized. The transcript has a single exon. The record is from RefSeq and is a predicted model, not a curated record. The annotation marks the transcript as partial. NCBI's taxonomy places the organism in Eukaryota, Viridiplantae, Streptophyta, Magnoliopsida, Poales, Poaceae.